Cotesia congregata is the source of this 1091-nucleotide messenger RNA. Lineage: Eukaryota; Metazoa; Arthropoda; Insecta; Hymenoptera; Braconidae. The record is from the annotation of a GenBank genome assembly.
AUGGUCAAAAAACUAUAAUGGAGUUGAAUAAAAUUCCAAAAGCAAAACGUAUUAAAAACGAGACUGUGAAGUUAAGAUGGGAGGGAAAAGACGGGAAAAAAAGUUUUUAUUUUGCAAAAAUUAUUGAAUAUGGAGAAACAAUUCAGGAGCUAGAAAAUGUACGUUUAGAUAAUAAAGGUAAUGUUUGUGAUCAAUCGACUAAAAUGUAUUCAGAAAAUGUAUUGCAACAGAAAAAAACAAUAGAUGUGUCAAAACAGUUGAGUAAAGAGUUUACAAAAAAACAUAAUAUUGACAUGGAACGCAAGAUUAUUCAUCAAAAGGCCAUCUUUUCAAUUGAUGAACAGCCGUUUUCUGAACGUCAUAAAGAUAAAAUAACAAAAUUUAAAAAUGUAAAUGAAGGAAAAAAGUUGAGUAAAAAAAAUCAUCAAAGCUCUGAACCAUCGGAGCAAGAAUUGAUCAAUCAUCAAAAUACUCCAUCAAAUGUAAAUACCCUUGAGAUCACUCACACUGCUAGUCAGCAAGAUGUAACGAUUGAUAAAUCAAUAAAUUUCUUUGAUAAGUCUUCUUCUCAUCCAUUUGAUUCAAAUAAUUCAUUAAUUGAUCAAAUUCAUCUUGAAAAUUCUACUGAGAAUAGUGAAUUAGACCUAGCUCCCAUUUGGAACAGCAAUUAUUUGAAUAAUUGGUCAAAUGUGAACAAUCCAGUUAUGAUUGCUCAAGAUUUUCAAUUCCAAGGUUUUAAUGAAGCAGAUCAAGUUUUAUCUUCUACUUAUUUGGAAGUUGGAAGUUUGGAGAAAGGAGUAUGCAAUACUCCCAUAUCGAAAUUUCCUUCUAGUCUCACGGAACCGAAUCAAAAGAAAAAUAGUACCAUUUUUCGACCUUGGGAUUCAUUAGAAGCUGCCAAAAACAUUACUACUAUAAAUACGUCUACUACUUCUAACAUUUUUAUAAGUUCAGAAUCUACUGAAGAAGAAUUAUGUUUGGAAUCUACUUCUGUAGAAGUAUCUGCUGACAUGAAUAUACCUAUUUGUCAAUCAAAUGAUUUGGAGGACAGAGAAAGGACAAUUAACGUUGGGUCAUUAGCUGCCCGAUGA